CAUGUACCAGCCAAUGCCAAAAUCUACCAGCAUUUGGCUGGUGUUAAUUUCCCACCCUGCUGAAUAUGGGUCAGAAUUAUGAAGCCACCAGAAUGUUCAGCAAUGCCUUAAGGGUGGACCCCACCUACAUCAGAGGAUACAUCUGCCGGGCCCAAGCCUAUCGCAAUGUCAAUGAUCUGAAGAGAGCAAAUCUUACAUGGGCCACUCACAUGAAGCCAGGUGCACAACACUUCUAUAUCAUGAGAGGACAGUAUCUGUGUGACAUGGAACAGUUUGACCUGACCAGAUUCUGUAUCAAAUACGCUGCUGAGAUGAACAAAGCUCUAGGGUCAUGUCCUAUCCAGCAGGCUGCAGUCCAGUCUUUCCUGGGGAAUGAUGCCAAAGCCAUUGCCUGUCUAGAGGCAGCCACCAACAACCGACCCUCACCUCCCAUCCUCAUUCUGCUGGGCAAGACCCAGAUGAAGGCAAGCAAGUUCAUGGAUUUCAAAGUUGCCUCCUUGAGAAGUCACCAUCUACGAUGCCCUAGGAGUCUACCAUCACAGUGUGCAUACGUGUGUGUCUGCGUGCAUGCCGGCAUGUGCGUGUGGGACGGGUGUGUGUCCUCCAGGCUGGGUCAGCUCCAGAAGCCAGUAGAAGCCUACCGCCAGGCCAUGCAGCUUCCUAGAUGCCUAUGUGGGACGGGGCAACACCUGCAUGGACUACGGCCACGCGCAGGCUACCAAACGGGCUCAGAGAGACUUCCUGUCUGUCCUGCACCGAAACCCUGUCUGCUCCAACGCACACAUCCAUCUGCCCUCCCGGUUCAACCCCAACCCUUAAUUUUGACUCAAGCACAACCCAGAAUCCUGACCCUCAACUACCUGGUAUACACAGCUCUGCAAACAUGUUAUUCAGAUUAGAAUCUACUUGGAGAACAGAGGAUGGUCCUCUUAUGCUUCUACUGGGUCUUUCCUGUGAUGCUAAUAGGGAACUGAAAUUAUUUUUAUCAAUGUCCUUCAAAACCAAGUGUAUUGUGUAAUGUGUGUAUCCUCACUUAUGAGUCAUCUACUGCAGCUACAUUGUGAAUUAAUUAAUUAGUUAAUUGUCAUAUUGUUGAGCAUUGAAGAGCAGACCACUUCUGGCUCUUGUGCUGUUCUUGAUAGGGCAACGAGGGGGUGGAUUGACAUUAAUUCAACCUGGUCAGACAUAUUUAUGUGAAUAAAAUAGUCUCCACAUUGUAUCCAUUAUCUUUUUUGUACUCAGGCUUGUAUUCACUCCCAUCCUGUUGCUAAGAUAUGUAUUUGCUGCAUUUAGGUAAAAACGAAACCAGGCAACUUUCUAUUUAAAACAUCCAGGAAUUGGUAGGGGGGGCAGUCACCAGUGCUGAGCU
Molecule: messenger RNA, 1369 nt
Organism: Coregonus clupeaformis (lake whitefish)
Lineage: Eukaryota; Metazoa; Chordata; Actinopteri; Salmoniformes; Salmonidae
Exons: 6
Coding region: 66-899 (277 amino acids)
Molecular function (GO): protein binding
Source: RefSeq, a predicted model, not a curated record